Molecule: messenger RNA, 563 nt
Organism: Chinchilla lanigera (long-tailed chinchilla)
Lineage: Eukaryota; Metazoa; Chordata; Mammalia; Rodentia; Chinchillidae
Gene: Pet117
Product: PET117 homolog
Exons: 2
Coding region: 270-548 (92 amino acids)
Biological process (GO): mitochondrial respiratory chain complex IV assembly
Cellular component (GO): mitochondrion
Source: RefSeq, a predicted model, not a curated record
UUUUAUCUUGAAGUAGGGUCUCGCUAAAUCAGUAAAUUGCCCAGGGUGGGCUUGAAUUUGCAGUCUUCACCCUCGAAGGGUCAGGGCGCAGACAGGACCGGACGCAGGACCCGCUCCGGGGCGGAGCACUUUAGGUCUGGAGUCAGAGGCAUCUCUCCGCCCGCGACGAAGGCAGGGCGCUAGGUGCUCGGCUCUCGAUUGCUCGCACCUGGCGCGGCUGGGGCGCGGGAGCUCUGCGCUCGAGGGGUCGCGCCUGGCGGCGUCUGCGCAUGCUCAACGACCUCGGCAGGCGGUGGCGCGGGAUGUCGCGGGCCUCCAAGGUGGCGCUGGGCCUCUCCGUGUUGCUCACCGCGGCCACGGUGGCCGGCGUGCACCUCAGGCAGCGGCAGGACCGGCAGAGGCUUCGUGACGGAGUGAUCCGAGACAUUGAGAGGCAAAACCGAAAAAAAGAAAACAUUCGUCUUUUGGGCGAACAGAUUAUUUUGACUGAGCAACUUGAAGCAGAAAGAGAGAAGAUAUUGUUGGAAAAAGGAUCUCAGAAAACGUGAUUUCAGUGAAUGUGA